AAUUAGGUUAAUGAAAAUUUCUGGUGUUACAGUAAUCCUCUGAUACCUCGAAAAUGCACCGCCUCAAGAGAAUUUUCACUCUGUCCAUGUCCUCUGGUAUUGCGCCACGAGAUGAGAGAAUCAUUCGGAUCUGUUGCUCAAGUCCCACAGCUGUCCCCAGGGAUUCCUGGAGGGAGUCUUUUCUACUUGAUCUUUCUCGUAAAACAAAUUUCAACGUGUGCAAGAAAAUUGCUGGUAAAAAUGCAUCAGGAUCGGUCAGUGGAAAAUCGGAUGGUCAAGAGGAGUUGGAGAACUCUGGAAAAACGUAUCCGGAGAUUAUCAGAGAGUACAGUGAGCAAAUUGAAUCGAAAAUAGCGCGGAAUGAAAAGAAAAAUCGAUCUUCGGGGAUUUUCUCGAGGAUGACGAUCGACCGGAUUUCCUCGUUGACGGGGAUGAAGAAGAAGGAUGGGGGUUCAUCGAGUGAUUCCUCGAAUUCAUCGGGAGAUGCCACUAAAAAAUUUGGAAAAUAUUCAGACGAGGGUUCUGAGAUAUCGGUAAUUAUCGAGCCCCUACCCCCGGAUUUACAUUCGAAUAUGAGUGACAUGGGUAUAAUGAUGAUUACAGUCCGCGAAAAAAUAGCAUCGACUCAUCCAUUUGGUGUCGUUGACCUUCGGAUAAACGGUGAACCGGUUACACGUGUGAAACAAAUAACUAGAAGAUUUCCAAAUCUCAAUGUCACGAAUUCAUCGGGAAAGUGUGAGAUUAAAAUUCCCAUUACCAUGAGUAAUAAAUCCGUGAUGAAUCUCUCGUUAUCGGGCCCAAGACGGUCUGAAUCAGAGACCGAUUCAUCGAUCAGAACCACCGGAAGAUCUUCAAUGAGUAAAAUUGUUCCCUGGUGGACGACCUUGGAGUCUUUCCGCGUCCUCGAGAUCCCACGGCACCUGAAAAUCGAGCUCCAGGUGUCAAAAAAUUCCCCCGAAGAAAUGAAGAUGCCGAAUAAUUCUGAGGAACUAUCACAAGUUAAAGUUAAUUCCAGCCCGGUAGAACCCGGGAAAUCGGUGACGAUCUUCCAGUCCGACAAGAUCAUCAACUCCUGGUUCAACUCGAACUCGAAAAUUUCGCCAAGUCACAGAUUCCCAGAGACGCGGUUGAGAUACGCCCCGAUGAAAUUCAUCGUUCCUUCCAUAAAAAAUGAUAAACCGAUUCCAAAGAUCGGUAUCACCCGAAAAUCGGCAAUCGAUUCGCAUUCUCCGGGUGGAAAAAUCAUGGAGACUGGGAAGACAAUGAGGCCCAUCACCCAGGGAAUAGACAGUCUAAUUGAUUACAAAGAUCGUUUACCUAUGGAGAAGAACUCCGAGAGGAAAUUGCGUCAAUUGGAGGAUUCCCCGGAGGACCAGAGCCGGAUGCCGACGGAAGAAUCGAUAGCGGAAGUCAUAGCAAAGAAAUCGGGUGCUCGUGACGGAUCGCUGGAGAGGAUCGUUAAAACGCGUUUGAAAAACCCCAACACAGAGCCAGCAAAACAUCCUGACGAUUCAGAGAGGACAACAGGUCCCGAUGCAUCGUGAUGCCCCGUGCUGAUCCAUCUGGUCACAUCCAGGCGAGUUCAGGUGGUAACAACCAGGCAGCCUUGCGGGAACCGGCGACC
Fopius arisanus is the source of this 1624-nucleotide messenger RNA. RefSeq lists its product as uncharacterized. NCBI's taxonomy places the organism in Eukaryota, Metazoa, Arthropoda, Insecta, Hymenoptera, Braconidae. The record is from RefSeq and is a predicted model, not a curated record. Bases 54 to 1544 code for a protein of 496 amino acids. The transcript has 3 exons.